Molecule: messenger RNA, 4653 nt
Organism: Chiloscyllium plagiosum (whitespotted bambooshark)
Lineage: Eukaryota; Metazoa; Chordata; Chondrichthyes; Orectolobiformes; Hemiscylliidae
Product: KIAA1958 ortholog
Source: RefSeq, a predicted model, not a curated record
CGCAGUAGCUUGUUUCCGGUGUUGGUACGAACGCUCCGUGUGAACUGCCGGGCUCCGUAUUCCGUUCCGCCCUUCUGAGAAAACAAAACGCAGUGGCGGCGCUGGCAGGGCCGCCGGGAGGCCUGCGCUCCGAUUCGGGAUUCACACCGGGCGAGGCUCACUCGAUGCUCCACACAGGCACCGGGAGACGGAGUGAGAACAGUGCCGGUGCUGUUCCUAUGGAGGCCGAGGUGCAGGACCCUAACUAUUGAAGAAUAAGAGCCCAACAAAAUGGAAGACUGUCUUCACACGUCUUCAGAAAAUCUGUCCAAACUGGUCAGCUGGGCUCACAGUCAUGGAACUAUCUGCAGCCUCAUUCCAAAUCUGAAGCACUUAUUGACUGAAGGGGCCCAUGGAAACCUCACUGCAAUGUGGGGUUGUGGUGCUGGUCACGCUUACCACUGGCCAUUGGCUGUUACUUGCAGGGCAGGUUCCCAGGACAGAGUGUGCUUCCAGGACAGUAGAAGCUUUAAUUCUGAGAGCCCCAGCAUAAUUGCAAUGUCAUCAGAAUCUCAGCAAAACCCAGCAGAGAAAUACCUUAAUAGACCCUCAAAAGGAAAGGCCGAGUGUCCCAGGACGAGGGAUUCCUGCGACUUCUCGUACAGCGAACAUUCUGAGGUUGACGAGAAUGUGGAAGAGUAUGAUGAUGAAGGUGAUUUAUUUCAUAUGGCAUGUGAGUCUUCAGUGACAGAUGAGGAUAGUGACUAUGAUUCUCAGUUGCGGAACAAUUCACUGAAAAGGCGGGAAGCUGGUCCUUCGCUUUUGCCAGACUCACCAAACCACCUUGCUAAUGAGAACAGUAAUGAAGUGAUUGUUAAAAAAAUCAAGCAGGAGGGUCCUGAAGACUAUUACAUUGUGACAAAUGCAGAAAUCUCUAUAGACAACGAUAGUUCGUCUGUUGCAUUGAAGUCUGGGUCAAAGUCUGGUCCUGCUGCUUAUUUGGGUCCUACCAAAUCCUCAGCCCUCCUUCCUGCUGGUCACGUGCCAGAAAAGAUUGACUCGCAGGGUAUUUCUGUCAUUCCACCUGCUUCUAAUCGGGUUGCUGGUACAAAGUCAGGACGGAGUUGCACAACUUCACAGAAGAAGCUAAACGGAGGUCAAGGAGCUGGGCAGAAAUUAGUUCUUCAGAUGCCGGUCAGCACAUCAGGAGGAAACCAGCAGAUCAAUAUCCCACUCUCAGCCCUCCAGCUUCCUGGCCAAGAAGAGCAGAACGCUUCUGAAGACACAGGGGCACAGAUGGUGAAGACUGGAGCUUCCAGUGAGGUCUCCUUGUCUCCAUCUGUCAGCGCUGAACCUGAAGUUAGCUCCAGCCAGCAACAAUCGAGUGUGCCCCAAUCUCUGGUCAAAGAUGCCAGUGCCCAAUCAUCAGCAACAGAAAAUGAAGAAAGAGGCUGCGAGGGUCAACAGAAUGAGAAAACCGUGCGAAGCACCUUGACUGCAUUGAGAAACUUCAAAGAGUUCCUCCUUUCCAAAUACCCACAUGAAAACCGGGAAAUCCAAAUUAUACCAUGCACGGAACUUGAUGCCUACCUAGCUUCAUUCUUUGUGGAUGCCAGGCAGAAAGAUGGCUCAGAGUACGAACCCAACAGUUUGGCCAACUAUCAGUGUGGACUUGAAAGGUACUUAAAGGAAUACAAAUAUGGGUUCAGCAUAACAAGGGAUAAAGAAUUCAGGCGCUCUCAAGAAGCACUGAAACAGAAACAGCUUGAGUUGAGAGGCAAAGGGAAAGGGAACAAGCCUCAUAAGUCAAUGAAACUCACCUUUGCUGAUGAGCUUAUCCUACGUAAACGAGGCUUGCUGAGCCGAUAUAAUCCUGAGGGACUGCUCAAUCUUGUGUGGCUAAACAACACUAAGGCGUUUGGGCAUUGCGCUGGGUUCCACAGUUCCACGCUGAAAUGGGGGGAUAUCAGGUUGCACGUAACAGAGACAGGCUUGGAGUACCUGGAGUGGGAAAUCAUUGACAGCUCUGAUGCACAAGGGAAGAGCCGGAGAGCGGGAACAGAGUGCAGAAUUUAUGCCACGCCACAUUCUCCACAGACAUGUCCAGUACAGGACUACAAGGAGUAUGCACAAAGACGCCCUCCAGCUAUGCGUUAUGAAGAUGCCCCCUUCUAUCUGUCUAUCAAGCCAGUCUGCAACCUUGCUGCACUUUACUGGUACAACAGCCAAUCCCUCGGAAAGAAUAAGCUUUCAAAAAUGGUUAAAACCAUGUGCGAGAAGGGGAAUAUCCCUGGGAGAAAGACUAACUUUAGUGUUUACCAGAGCUGCAGCUCUCUGUCUGAGGCACAAAGCAACCAGCUGGUGCUAAUAUGUAACAAUCUCAGCCAGCAGGCUGCCCAAUCAAUGUCAGGUCUCAACAACACAAGCAAUUUCAUCAUCUCUGGCUCUUUUGACUCUUCUUCUGAUACAGCUUGAUGAAAUAUGUUUGGGUUUUUCAAAUUAUUUUUAAUAUUCUCCAUGUUGUCUCACUCUUUUAUACAAUCUAAUUAUUCCUUAGCCACUGAUAGUUCAAGUUUUUAAAAGCAGCGUGUGAAAGGGCACAUCAAAACUCCAACAAUCCAAACUUCAGCUGAAUGAUGAUUUUAUGACGCACUCUCUUUUGAAACAAAAUGUACCCAGAUUUUUGGUCUAAGAAGCUCUUUUUACAAGCAGAUCUAUAGAUACCACAAAGUAAAACAUAGUUGUUAAAAUUCUAGAAGUCUAGAAACAGUGUUUAAAACAAACCGUGAUUUCAUUUCAACCUCCUUGUAACUCUUAAGAACUAUCACUUUCCCAUUGAGCUUUGCAAAAUGUGCAUUUUUUUGUUGGUUUUCUGUAGCAAAAGGACAUAGGUGCUCAGCAUUCUCAGAGUGAGAGAAAUUCUGCCUUUUUCUCCUAUUCACUCGUUUUUUUUAAGUUGGCAAGGUGGGAAGUAAUAUUUUUGGACAAACCUGCCUUGGAUCCCAAAGUGAGAAGCCUCUUUUUCGUAGCUGCAGUAUUAACUCUUCUAUCCAGUGUUAACUGUAUGCUGUUUCAAACUAUUUCUUCUCUCAGUAUCAUCAUCCUUAUAUCGACUGUACUGCCAUAAACUGACUGUGUUGCAUCCUUAACUGCAGAUAAUGGCAAUUACACUCUUGCUGUCCUGAGUCUUUCAUCUGCAUGUAAAUUCAGUGUGUUUGAGCAUCUUCCCUCUUUGGCCAAGCCAAUUCUUUUUUGUGUGUGUAGUAUAUAUAUAUAAAAUAUAUAUAUUACAUACACACACGCACACACCAAGGAGCGAUUAGUUGGCUCUUAGAUCUUGUACAGAAUUGUUUAUCUAUUUUCCCAACUAAUUUAAAAAGAAUUAGUAAGGAAAAUUUAACAAUUAGGAUUUAUUUUUUAUGAAUCGUAACUAUACUUAAAUGUAUUUGGUGUUUGAGGACCUGUUAUCAUGGGCCUGUAAAAUCCAUAUUGUAUCCUGCUGAUCGAUUCAAAUUACUUUGAGUGGGAAACACUGAUCAGGGUGUGUUAGAGGACAGAAUUGUUAACCUGGCCAAACACAGGUGGGUCUAAUUAUUUUGGUCUCCUGAUAAUUGUACAGCACUCUAGCUAAAACCUUUAAGCUUGCAUCCUCCAGUUACUGAGCAUGUUGUCUUAAUACUGAGGAAAAAUAAUUACAGUCCUGAUUAACCCCUGUGUAGCAAAUGCACAGUUUCUUGUCUGUUCAAGUUGUAUCUCGUUAGGCUCUUGUAUACAUAAACGUUGCUUGUGAAAUUCUACUCUCACUUUGAUUUUGUAUUUUGAAAGUUACUUUAAUUGGUGUUAUAGAUUUUAUAUGUCAUCAUAUUUAUUUUAGUUUUUGUAGAUGAUGGUUUGUAAUUAGGAUAUUUGUAUAUGGCUGCUUGUACACAAGUACUAAUAGUUGUUGGGACGCCAUUUUAGAAACGUACAUAAGCUAAGUCUGGUCUGAAAUUUAGCAAUGGAGGCUGUGUUCAUACUAAAGAAGGAUUGCAUUGUGUUGCCCUCCUGUUUUCUGUUUAAUGAUCUAGUUCCACGAAAUGCAUAUUAAGUAGAUUUCUGUGCAGGAUACUGUGUUACCUACUAUAGCGCUUUCUCUGGAGCAAGGCAAGUGUGGAUGUGGGGUGGGGUUGGGGAGAUGUGAAGAACCCGUGAGAAUGAAGGAGAGUGUGUAAAUAAGUUCAGCUCAACUUGCCAGGUUGUUCCAGUUAAAAGGAUUGAGCAGUUCUAAAGCUGGCGGAAAGAAAGGUUGUUGAAAUUCUGUGCCUUCAUGUGCACACACCUCUAAAUUAAUGGUUCAAAAUUUUACUUUCUAUAGGAAAAAACGUAAAUUUUGAGUUUGUUAAACUGAGCUGUUUCUUCCUAUUCACACAGUUUAUUACUUUAACAAUAUACAGAGAUAUAUUAACAAGGUGACUGUUAGGUACUUUUUUAACAAAAAAAUCAAAUGCUAAUAUAUAGAAAUUAGUGCAUUAGGCUAAUUUAACCCAUUGAGAAUCUGUGCACCAAAACUUUCAUAAAACCAUGAGUAUUAUGUUUCAUGAGUAUUACAAAUAUGUGCAAAGUUGUGAUCUAUACCUUUCUGAUUUUUGCAGUGUAUUUACUCAAACAUGUUCUACAAUGUUAAAAAUCACACAA